UUUCAUUUAGCCCUACGAUAAUAUUGAAAAGAUGUACGGAAAUUUUAAUUCUUUAUUCGUUGUGGUAUUAAUUUGUUGCGGAAAUUUUUAUUUAUAUGCCGAAGGAUAUUUUGAAUAUUGUGAUCAUGUUUAUAAUUUAGAUAGAUUUGGUCAAGUUUUUAUCAAUUCACCAUAUUAUUCAACAGUUUAUACACCACAGACAUGUCAAUUUCCAUCGAGAUUACCAUGUCGAUAUACACCAGGAAGUUCAUGCCGUUAUCAAAUAAUAGCACCAAGAGAUUUUAAUAUAUAUGCUCAGUGUAAUAUGUCAUUGGAUAGUGCUGGAUCAUAUUGUACAACCGAAUAUUUUUAUAUAAGUGUUGAUGGUGAUAAAAAUUUACAAUCAAGUGAAUACUUUUGUGGUAAUGGACAAUUUAAAAGGCAAUCAACAUUUAAUGAAUUAACAAUAGCUUAUACUUCAUCAUCAUCUUAUAGUAGCGGUUGGUUUACAUGUUAUUUAGAAGCAAUACCAAUUCCUCAAGAUGAAUGUGAUUGUGGUUGGUCGAUGACAUCUAAAAUAACUGGUGGUGUUGAAGCAAAAAUUAAUGAAUUUCCAUCGAUAGCAGCAAUUGUUGAUGAAAAUGAUUUAUAUAAACCAUUAUGUGGUUCAACAAUUAUUCAUUAUAGAUGGGCUCUAACAGCAGCACAUUGCUUUGAUUCUUUUACAGAAAAACGUGAUUUUAAUCCUCAGACAUUGAAAUUAUUAGUUGGAGAACAUGAUUUAAAAACAAACGCUGAAACACCUUAUACAGCAUUUUAUACAAUUUAUUCAGUGAUAAUUCACAGUUUAUAUAAAGUGGAUGGAUUUGAUUAUGAUAUAGCUUUGAUUAAAACUUUUGAUAAUAUGAGAUGGUCACGAGGUGUUGGUCCUGUUUGUUUACCUUUUAGAUGGGUUGAUUAUUCAUUUGUUGGGAUACCAGUUGAUGUUGCUGGUUGGGGUACAACAAGUUUUGCUGGAGCAAGAUCAACAGUAUUACAAAAAGCAACAUUAGAUGUUGCAUCUGAUCUUGACUGUUAUCAGGCAUAUAAUCAAUCUACUGAAUACACUUAUAAUUAUAUGAGGCAAAUGUGUACAAAAGGUGAAUAUAAGGAUGCUUGUCAAUUUGAUUCCGGUGGUCCAGUAUAUUGGCGUAAUCGAAGAAUGUUUUUGCUGGGUGUUAUUAGUUUUGGUAAACCAUGUGGAACUAAUGAACCAUCAGUUAAUACAAGAGUAACAAAUUAUUUAAAUUGGAUUGAAUAUCAAACACAAGAGAGAUAUUGUAAAGUAUUUAAUUAAAAAAAAUAAAAUGAGUAUAAAAAUAAUAUUAAUCUCAAAUUAUUGUGGA
Molecule: messenger RNA, 1364 nt
Organism: Condylostylus longicornis
Lineage: Eukaryota; Metazoa; Arthropoda; Insecta; Diptera; Dolichopodidae
Product: venom serine protease-like
Exons: 6
Coding region: 32-1315 (427 amino acids)
Biological process (GO): proteolysis
Molecular function (GO): serine-type endopeptidase activity
Source: RefSeq, a predicted model, not a curated record